Staurois parvus is the source of this 1263-nucleotide messenger RNA. The record is from the annotation of a GenBank genome assembly. Lineage: Eukaryota; Metazoa; Chordata; Amphibia; Anura; Ranidae.
AUGGAGGAAGGCAUCCACAGCCUGCAGGAAAGGCAGUUGUCCAGGGAAUUCUUAGGAAUGGAUUAUCCUCCCCUGUACCUGUGCAAGCCCAAAAGAGGGAUCAAGCGAGACGACACCAAGGAGACGUACAAGCUUCCUCACCGUCUCAUAGAGAAAAAACGAAGAGACAGGAUAAAUGAAUGUAUAGCCCAGCUGAAAGAUUUGCUGCCAGAACAUCUCAAGCUCACAACGUUGGGGCACUUGGAAAAAGCGGUUGUGCUGGAGUUAACUUUGAAACACUUGAAGGGUUUGACAUCCCUGACGGAUCAGCAGCACCAGAAAAUUAUCUCCUUACAGAACGGUGAGCGUUCCAUGAAAUCUCCCCUCCAAUCAGAUCUGGAUGCCUUUCAUUCCGGUUUUCAGACGUGUGCCAAAGAAGUCCUGCAGUACCUGUCGCGCUUUGAAAGCUGGACUACCCGGGAUCAGAGGUGUACCCAGCUUCUCAACCACCUUCACACCGUGUCCAGCCAAAUUCUACCCCAGCUCCCAGCUCCUCUUACAACAGGUGCCCACCGGCAAGGCUUCUUCUCAGUCCCCCAGCCGAGGGCUGCCUAAGGUGGAGAACCAAACAAACUGUGUGCCUGUUAUCCAGAGGACGCAUAACUUGGAGCUUAGUGAAAAUGACACAGACACUGACAGCGGUUAUGGAGGUGAAGGGGAAAAGUUGGAGUCAAAAUCUGAGGGACAGAACAAUGUAGGAGCCAAGGGCCAAGGGGCCAAUGGUGUGACCGUGAAACAGGAGCCACUGGAUGAGCCUGCACCCAAAAGGUUUAAGCCAGACUGCUCUGGACCCGGCAGCACAGCUGUUGAGACUGAACCAGCUGUGCGACCCGACGCCAACCUGCUUAACUCUCUCAUGGGAUUUGGAAGUAGCCCUUUCAGUCAGCAGGCCCCUUUCUGUUUGCCAUUUUACUUCAUCUCACCCUCGGCAGCUGCUGCCGCGGCAGCCUACAUGCCUUUCUUAGACAAGGGCAACUUGGAGAAGUACCUCUAUCCAGCAGCCGCUGCUGCUGCAGCCCCUAUCCCUUUCAUCUACCCGGGUUUACCUGCCCAGCGGCUGGUACUUUCCCAUGUCUGUCCUCCGUCCUGUCCCCUGAAAAGUUAGCAAGCUGCUCCACUGCCCUACUCCCUGACCUCCCCUCAUCGCCCUUCCAGGCUGGUCCUGUCAUGACCGACCUACAAGACCCUUUACAAGAUCUCCGGCCGCCCCCCAAGGACAACUAA